AAGAAGAGGAUGAGGAGGAGCAGGAAGUUCAGUUAACCAACCCGCCAAAUUUGGUUGUAAACAAAGUUUCCCUCAUUUUUGGCGGAAAAACAAUGAAUCAUUUUCACUUUUCUAUAUAACAGCGAUUAUUUUUGGGUCAACAAUGAAUUGCAGCGCAAAAGGAGUGAGCGAUUCCAAACAGUUUGCUGGCAGCAGUGACAGUGAUUCAAUAAAAGUUUUUGUUCGGGUACGACCUCUGACUCGGGGCACUGGACUGACCACAGAUGGAGAUCAGCGUCUGUGUCUCAAAGUCAUCUUACCAAACACCAUACAUCUCCUCUCAAAACCCGAGCCGCGAACCUUCACCUAUGAUCAUGUCUCUGACAUGGACACGUCACAGGACUCUGUAUUCUCCAGUGUGGCCAAGAGUAUUGUAGAGUCUUGCAUGAAUGGAUACAACGGUACCAUUUUUGCCUAUGGCCAAACAGGCUCAGGGAAAACGUUCACCAUGCUAGGACCUUCUGAGUUGGACAACUUUACAGAUGAACUGCGGGGUGUUAUUCCUCGUAGUUUUGAGUACCUGUUCUUUCUCAUCAACCGAGAAGCAGAAAGGUCUCAGUCCAAAAGUUUUCUGUGUAAAUGUUCAUUCAUUGAGAUUUACAAUGAACAAGUAUUUGACCUACUGGACACAGCCUCUGCUAGCCUGUUUGUCAGAGAAAACAUCAAGAAGGGGGUGUUUGUGGAGGGGGCAGUGGAGAAGUAUGUCAACUCUGCUGCAGAAGCUUACCAGGUGUUGUCUCGUGGUUGGCGUAAUCGCAGAGUGGCCUCCACCUCCAUGAACCGCGAGUCUUCGAGGUCUCAUGCUGUGUUCACCAUGAUUUUGGAGUCCAAGGAUUCCAUAAAUGAAGUGGUGAAUAUCAGGACUUCUCAGCUUAACCUGGUGGACCUGGCGGGCUCAGAGAGGCAGAAAGACACACACACUGACGGCUCCAGACUCAAGGAAGCCAGUAGUAUCAACCGCUCACUUAUGUGCCUUGGUCAAGUAAUUAUGGCUUUAGUGGAUGUAUCUAAUGGGAAGAAUCGCCACAUUUGUUAUAGAGACUCUAAACUCACAUUCCUGUUACGGGAUUCUCUGGGAGGAAAUGCAAAGACUUGCAUCAUUGCUAAUGUUCAUCCUGGAUCAAAAUGCUUUGGGGAAACAUUGUCUACCCUGCAGUUUGCCCAGAGAGCAAAGCUGAUCAAGAACAAGGCUAUUGUCAAUGAAGACACACAGGGAAAUGUGAGGCAGCUACAAGCUGAGCUUAAGAAGCUGAAGGAGCAGCUUGCACAGGCUCUCUCAUCUCAACCACUGCAUAAUGGGAGCGAUGUAGCACCAGGAGGACCAGAACCAUGCAUAGAUAUUGAACACGUUGCAUCGUAUAAAGUUAAGUUUAUAGCCGCUGUUCGUUUGUGGAGGAAACGUGAGGAGGAGAAGAAGGUGCUGCUUAAAAAGCUGUCUCAGCUAGAGGAGGCCUGGGCCCAGAAAGACAAGUUCAUCCACUCGAGUCGUCUGAUUGUCAAGUUCCGUGAGGAUCAUAUCAGUCGCCUUGAGAAGAAACUAAAGGCAGGAUGUGCUUCACUAACCGACGAGGAGUCACAGGCUUUUAUUGACAAGCUAAAGGAAGAGAUUAGCAUUUUACGAGACCAGGUUGACAACCACCCAAAGAUGACUCGCUAUGCAGCAGAGAACUACAGCCUCAGACAGGAGAAUUGUCAACUUCGCGCCAUUGUGUCAGUGGCGAACUCUGAAGCAGUUGAAGCACAAGUUGCUACUGAGCUUGAAGAAGACUUCCAGAGGGCUAUUGAAACUGAGAGUGUCACAGCUCCAGUGGGUGCCUUGACCUCCGUGGCUGCAGAUGCUCUUACUGCGUCCGCAAUGGAGAAGCUGAAAGUUCAGCUGCUGCAAAAACAGUCUGAUCUCACAGGAGCUCUACAGGCCUUUGAAGAGUACAAGGACAUCACCAGGAAGCAAAUGUCUCAAUUGGAGUCUGACAAAAGAUACCUUGACAAGUCCAACAAGCAUUUGGAGAACAUUCUGGAAGCCACCAAUGCCUACAAAAAACAAGAAGUCUCUGAAUUGAACAGAAUUCAUGUGGAAACUCUGAAGAUUCUCUCCACUCCCACCAAAGCAUACAACUUGCGCUCUCGUCUCGUGCCUCUGUCGAGCCCAGAGCACUUAACCAGCACUGACGAUAACACAGAUGACAUUUGGGCCGAGUCGCCCCCUUCAGACAUGGCUGAGAUGGCGCUGACUGAAGAGCUGCGUCAAGUCCAGGAGCAAACGAGUCAUGUGCGGUCCCAGUUAGGAGAGGAGGAGCUAAAGAACAGCAGGCUGAUGCAGCAAAUAGCAAAACUAGAAGAGCAGAUCUUUAUAAUGUCUCAGGAAUCUGGCCAAAAGGAUGAACAAUUUUCAACUGAGCGCACUAACAAGAACAAAGAGCAGCUCAAAUUUCAGGAAACAAUCAACAGUCUGGAACAGAACCUUCAGUCUGAACAGGAAGCUGCAGAAGUCCUGAGAAGUGAGAUCCAUGAUCUACGUCUGGUACUGCAGUCAUCUGACAAGGAGCUGGCCAUGGUGAAAAAAGAGCUGGGUGACAAGCAAUGUGAGCAGCAGAGGGAAACAAGCCAACUCUCCUCCAGUCUGAUGACCGCACAGCUCCAGCUCGACAAAGUCCAGCUGGAGUGGGAGCAGCUCCUGGAGCAGCAUCGGACUCUGCAGGAUUCUUUUGACCAGCUGCAAGCCGAGGCCAAGUUUGAUGCGGAUCAUGCGAGACAGCAGCUGGCGGACAGGCAGCAUGAGAUGGGUGCACUGCAGGCUCAGAUUGCAGAAUUAAACAACUUCCUGGAAUUGGAGCAGAAGCACACAAGCACGCUGACCUCCCAGUUAAGAGAAAACAAAGAAAGUAUAUCAAAAGAACUUGGUGAAACUGUUCAAGAGAACACAGAGCUUAGAAAACAAAUCUCAGUCAUGACCGUACAAAUCCACCAGCAUGUAUCCAAACUUGAUCAUCUAGAGCAGAACCAAUCAUCUGCCAAUAAAACUAUAAAAGGCCUGGAACAGAAAAUAGAACAGGACAAAGAUGUCUUUGUUGAUCUGAUCAACCAAACCAGAGAUGUCCGGAGUGAGCUGAGACACAAGGACCAGACCAUUAGCCAUCUUUCGGGCGACAUCACAGACCUUACUGCCAAGUACAACGCUGCCUGCUUGGAACGAGAAAAUAUACGGGAGCAAAACUUUAAGAUGCACACAGAAAUCACAGAACUGAAGGAAACUUUAGAGAGGAGCAUUGCAUCUAACAAAAUAGAGGUUGAGGUGUUGCAGGAAGAAAUGACUUAUGCCAAUGAGGAGGUGGAAAGACUCACAAAGGUCUUGGAUGAGCAGAGCAGCCACCUCCAAGCAGCUCAAGAGCAAACUGCUCAAAAGGAUGUACUGAUACAAAACCUACAGCAAGAAAUGCAGCAGCAGCACGAAGCUGUGGAGAAAACCAUAGAUGUGGAGUCAACACCUAAGUCAAUACUUAAGACCCCCUGCACCCCGGGGAGCUUCAGCAGAGACCUAACCCAGAUCUUGGAAAGCCAGGACAGAGAACUGGAGAAUCGACGGUCCUCCAUGAUGACCAUGGAAAUCCUCUUAACUGAGCUCAAUGCUGAGAGAGCGGCAAAGAAUGAGGAGAUUCAACGGCUCAAAGCACAGUUGAAUGAGAAAGAGAAGGUCCGCAUGGAGAUUCAGGGUUUGCUUGACCAGUUUUAUACCAAAAAUAGCAAGCUGCCUCCGAGCGGAACUGAAAACAGCGAGGAGCUCAUUGAAGGAAUCAAGCAGUCCAUUCUUAGAGAGCUACAAGAGGAGAAAGAAGAGAAGGAGGAAGUGAUGCAAAGACUUUCAGACACUCAAAAAAAAAUGCAGGCACAAGAAUCAAUGUUGGCCCAGUCACAGACUUGUGUUCAGGAGUUGACAACAGAAUUGAGAAAUCGCUGUCUCGAACUUCGUGAGCUGAGCCUGAGAACGCAGGAUGAGGACAAGCUCCUCAAGGAGAAUGAGGCUUUACGUAAGCAGAAUGUUCAGCUGUCAGAAGAGAAUGGAAAACUGGUGGGACACAAAAACCACAAACAAAGGAUUGAAUAUUUGGUGCAGCUAAAGAAAGACAACACAAGACUUCAGGCGGAAAAUGAAAAGCUCCGAUCGGUGAUGAGCCUAAUGCAACAGGACAACACUGGACCUUUGCCCUUAAAAUAGUUGUGAAUCUGUUUGAAUGCUCUUUUUAUUUGUAAGGAUUUUUUAAUUCACCAUUUGUUAAUUGUCAUUUUGUUACCUCUUUGGAGAUCCACAGCAUAACGUGUUUUUUUUAAUAUAUA
This is a messenger RNA of Entelurus aequoreus (snake pipefish), 4371 nucleotides long. Its product is annotated as kinesin-like protein KIF15-A. Gene Ontology annotation, biological process: microtubule-based movement. NCBI's taxonomy places the organism in Eukaryota, Metazoa, Chordata, Actinopteri, Syngnathiformes, Syngnathidae. The record is from RefSeq and is a predicted model, not a curated record. The transcript has 35 exons. The coding region runs from base 143 to 4252 and encodes 1369 amino acids. Gene Ontology annotation, molecular function: ATP binding; microtubule binding; microtubule motor activity.